Messenger RNA from Drosophila rhopaloa, 2920 nucleotides. RefSeq lists its product as uncharacterized. The transcript has 7 exons. The coding region runs from base 850 to 2124 and encodes 424 amino acids. Lineage: Eukaryota; Metazoa; Arthropoda; Insecta; Diptera; Drosophilidae. The record is from RefSeq and is a predicted model, not a curated record.
UUGAAUUUAACGGUCGGUUUGGCAGUGAAAGUGGAAAGUGGAAGCCAUCGCCUUGCUCCACGAGCCAGCGAAUUGUUUGGUGCGGAAAAUAGAAAACAGAAAGUCAUAAAAUAAAUUAUACAAAAAACGAAGGAAUAUGAAAGUGAAAUAACCGAAAGGAAUAAAUAGUGUAUUACUUACCAAAAUAAAAAGUCUGCAAACAGUCUAAAGAAAAAGUGUGCAAACAGUCAGAAGGAAAAGUGUUUAAACAGUUAAACUUUAAAUAUAAAAGAAAGUGCCACCAUUUCACUUGGAGUUGGAGUCCUCAAAUUUGCUGAGCACUUCCGGGGAAUUAAACAGCUGGACACAAGGGCCAUUUAUGAGUGCGCGAAGUGAAGUAGCGGCCAGAUACCAAAUGGAUGCCGUCUAAAAUCAAAGAAACACAAAUCUAGACCAGAGGAAAAACAUCGUGGACGAUCCACAAUUAACGGGCGGAAAUCGAAAUGUAUAAACAAUCAGCAAAAUGUGCAAAUUCGUGGAGUGCCAAUCGAAAGCAAGCUUGAGUGAAAGUGAAAAACUUCGGCGCGCGCAAAUAAUUAAUUAUCCGCCUGCUUAUUAGCGCAAUUUAUCCAAAGCAGCGCAGACAUUCUGUUUAUGGGCAAAUUUACCAAACGCAAAUAAAACCAAACUGCUGCCAGUCGUGCAUUAAUAAUUUGCAAAACUCCGUCCCAUCCCCAAUCCCUCACUCCCCCAAAAAAUCACACAGAACAGACAGUGCGGCUUGUGGCGUUGAAGUGUUUAUUAAAUUGUCUUCGCCGCAAAUGCAAGACAUUUGCUCGACAAGCGGAGUAAUAGUACUUGGCCAUUGAAAUGCUGGAGCUGCAAGUUUGCGGAGAUUUGUCAGACGGCGACUUGAGCGAAAUCCACAAAAUGGGACACCAAAGGGCCACGGACACGGGACAUCGGCAGAGUCGGAGAAAAUCAGACUACCGGACUUUCCCCACCAGAUUCCUGCUUCUGCUCCUCGCCGUUCUUCUAUUGAGCAUGGAGCUCGUCGAGUGCGCGCUGCGCAAUGUCAAUUUAAUAAUCGAACCCCCCGCGGUGAAAAGGGGACAGCAUGUGGUGCUGAGGUGCAUGUACGACCUGGACGGAGCUCCACUGUACUCGGCCAAGUUCUACCGUGGUCAGCUCGAAUUUUACCGCUAUACGCCCGGCGAGUUCCCCAAUACGAAAGUGUUUCCAUUUCCCGGCAUUCAUGUGGAUGUAAGCAGCUCGAAUGCCACCCAGGUGCUGUUGCGCAACGUGGGAUUCGGUCUUUCUGGAAACUUUUCAUGCGAAGUGACCGCCGAUGCCCCGCUCUUCUCGACCGCCACCGCAGUGGACACCAUGCAAGUUGUUGAGCUGCCCGAGAAGCGUCCGCAGCUUUUCACGGAAAACACACGCUAUGAGCCCGGCGAUGUCCUGCGGGCCAAUUGCAGCACUCCCCCGUCGCGUCCGCGGGCGGAACUUACAUUUACCAUCAACAACAUGGUGAUAACCAACGUGGAGACCCAGUACAUUCGCACCAUUGAUAAUCUGAUUGCCUCACGGAUCGCGCUGAAACUGCAGCUGCAGGGCGUUCACUUUUCCAGCGUGAAUCCGGCCAUCUACAAUAGCGUUUACGGCCUGAACUCGGUGUACGGCCAUGGCGGUCCGGUUUAUGCACCGAAUCCGAAUCCGGGAGGAUUACUAUUGCGCUGCUCGGCGCAAAUCGGGGAUCUGUACCAGGAGGUCAAGGAAAUCGAGCUGGGAACACCGCAAAAGGAUCCGGUACCGGCACGUGUUACACUCUCAUCCGACUCGAGCUUGAAGAACUUUUUCAGCUCGUAUUUCUCGACCUCGGCAUCGGCGGCAUCGCGACUCCUGCCCGGCGUCUAUAUGGCGCCGUUCAUAAUGGCCAUGCUGGCUGGAUUAUUCCGGCUAAUUGAGGUUGUAUUUGAGACCUGCGAUGCCAGCCGGCGGCCAGCAGCCAGACAUUUGAUGACACAUUCCAAGAAGCGAAGGAGCUCGGAGCAGGGUCCAGCUCUUCUGUCCAGCUGCAGCGCCUCCAAGGCGUCCAGACAGCAACUGGCCUGGCCAGAAUCAAUGACGGAUGAUCUGGCCUAGGCGUGUGUUACCAAUUAGUUAAAGCCCUAAGUAAUUCAAGAUAUAUGGUGGGAACUUACUAGGCCUGCGAAAUUAAUAAGUAUUUAGGUGAUCAAUAUUUAUAUUGUAUGGAACACGAACACAAGGCUUGAUACGAAGUUUAUCACGCAACAUUUGAACAUACUAAAAGUCAUUCUAAUAGUAAUAAACAGUUUUUGAUGCCAGCUAAAGUUCUCAAAUACAAAUUUAUUACCCAUCAGUUCAACAUUUAUUAUUUAAACAGGUCUAGUAAAUACCCUAACUUUGUUGAUUUCAAGGAUCUUCAUUUGAUGACUGCUUUUCAUGUUGAUUUUCAUUUUACACCAUAAAAACGCACUGCGAGAUGUGGUGUCUACUAGCGAGCUAAAGAGAAAAAAACAAAUUAAAUUUAAGCAAACAUUUAUAAACUAGCCUAGUCGUAAACAAACAAAACAGGAGGUUGGACAGCAGGACAGAAGAGUUUAAAACCUAUAAAGCAGGACGUACACAAUUCAAAUAUAAAUGUUUACACGAAAGAGAAGCAAAAUGAAAAUAUAUUAAGUACAUGAAAUUACUGAUUCUACUUUAAAUGUGCAAAUUAACAGAAAAAUAAAUAGAGCAAAAAAACAAAGCAAAGCCAGAAAUCAAAGGUGUGUGUUCGAAAAACGAGGAAAAUGUGUGUAAAAUAUAUUUAAAGAAACAUAUUAAAUUAAUUUAAUUUAAAGUAAAUAAAUCAAAGCCUUGUAUGGGCAUAUUGUAAAUGGUGGUGAAAUUAAAUAAAAUGUGUGUUAAUUUUAAA